AUGUUUGAAUUUGUUAUGGAUCAAUAUGCUACUCUCUCUGCAUUAUUUAUUUUUGCAUCACCUGCUGUAUGGAAUACCCUUGCUCAUAUAGAAUAUUUCACACAUAAGAUUUCACAAUUGUUCCAUGGAAAUAAAGAAAAUGGAUUUAGAUUUGUUAUGUGUAUUAUUAUUAGUAUGCAAAUCAUCAGAAAUAUAUUUUUCUAUAUUGCAUGUACCAGUGCUGUUCCAAUGAUUCCAGCUAUUGAUUCAUUCCUUAGUUCUAUUCCAACUUUAGUUAAUAUUGUUGCUAUUCCUAUUCA
This is a messenger RNA of Entamoeba nuttalli P19, 299 nucleotides long. RefSeq names its product methylene-fatty-acyl-phospholipid synthase, putative. The transcript has a single exon. NCBI's taxonomy places the organism in Eukaryota, Evosea, Mastigamoebida, Endamoebidae. The annotation marks the transcript as partial. The record is from RefSeq and is a predicted model, not a curated record.